GUCUGCACGAGCAGCGCGCUGUUGCGCAAACCUUUUCGACACUGUAAUUCGGUCCUAUUGUACCUAAAGAAGGCUACGUCCUCCUAAGAGAACUUCCUCGCCCUUACCGGUAGCAUCUCCUCUGACGGAGCUUCGGCGUGGACAUGUGCCAGGGCGAACACAAAUCCUGGCGAAUACGCACCUCCAGCGUAUCAUGGCGAGCUUCUCUAACCAAGAGCAGGCAAUGAUGCUGUUGCAAUUUCCGAUGAAUAUGACAGCAGCAAUGAUUUAAAGAGUUCUAGCCCCCGGUACACGUCUCAUCUUCUCACCGUCCUUUAGAUUCCCCAUUCCUCGCGCGAUCUCAACUGUCUCUUACUAUGCGACUGUUCUUCUCCUCUCUGCUUUGCCUGACAGCCUUAGCCCGAGGUUCUCCUAUUGUCCCAGUGAAGGCCGUGAAAUCAUGUCAAGAUUACACUGUUCCUCUUACUGUGACCACUCUGAACCUUAAGUGGGCCCUCGAUACGCUCGAAACCAACGAGGAUGCGGCGGCAUACAGCAUUCAAGGAGCACGUCGCGAUGCCGUGACCGUUUUCCAGCCAGUCAAUCCUCCCACUGCACCCGAGACAGCUGUCUACACGGUAGCCGGCACCUUCUGUCAGCCAGCCAGUGGAGGAAAUGGAACGGUCCUGCUAGCCACACAUGGCGGAGGAUACGACAGAUACUACUGGGAUCCCUCCAUCCAACCGGAGAAUUACAGCUUCGUGGACUAUGCCGUCGCGCGAGGCUAUUCGAUCUUCUACUAUGACAGAGUAGGUCUCGGCCUAUCCCAGAGCCUCUCUGGAUAUGUCGCGCAGACUUCAAUCCACACGGCCGUUGUCAGGGAACUUGUCAAGGUGAUCCGCUCCGGCAAAUUCGGGCAUCCUCCCGCCAAGGUCGCCCUGGUGGGCCAUAGUCUUGGAAGCGCGUACUCGAAUGGUGUUCUAAACACCGAUCCGGCUCUGGUCGAUGCAGCGGUCCUCACCGGCAUUGCUUACAACGUCCUUCCUCCCCCAGGAGGCGACACAACGCGACUCGCGAAGCUAGAAGAUCCCUUUAGAUUCGGAAGCUUCGACGGUGGCUGGACAACCUGGUCCGACGUCUACUCAAAUAUCCAGAGCUUCUUCAAACCUCCCUUCUACGAUCGAAAGGUGGUGCAAUGGACCGAGGACAACAAACAGCCCACUGGCCUAUUGGAAGGAAUCAGUAUUGGAGCGGCCAACUUCUCGUCUCCUGGCUUCACCGGCCCUGUCAUGGUUCUGAGCGGUGAGUACGACCUGAUUGCCUGCGGAGGAUACUGUCCGGGGUUCCUGGAAACAGGCCCGAGUCAAGUCUUCCCGGCGGCAAAGCCUCUUGUCACCUAUAUACAGCCGAAGAGUGGCCACGCUGUGAAUUUUGCUUUGAAUGCCACUGGGUCGUUCGAGGUCAUCACAAAGUUUCUGAAACAAAACGGCAUUUAGCCGUGGCCUUUCCUUGACGAGGCCUAUGCAUCUACACGCCAUACUAGAGCGACACCGCUGAAAAGGACGACUACUUAAUUUGGAACCAUGAAAAGCGAAGAACAUGACAUUUCAAUUCGAUACCUCGGCGGCCUUGGCUGAACGGGGACAGUUAAUUAUCA
Molecule: messenger RNA, 1636 nt
Organism: Cladophialophora immunda
Lineage: Eukaryota; Fungi; Ascomycota; Eurotiomycetes; Chaetothyriales; Herpotrichiellaceae
Exons: 7
Coding region: 357-1475 (372 amino acids)
Source: RefSeq, a predicted model, not a curated record